Molecule: messenger RNA, 1890 nt
Organism: Gopherus flavomarginatus (Mexican gopher tortoise)
Lineage: Eukaryota; Metazoa; Chordata; Testudines; Testudinidae
Product: retinol dehydrogenase 12-like
Exons: 7
Coding region: 103-1158 (351 amino acids)
Source: RefSeq, a predicted model, not a curated record
UACAUUACCGAGACUGGGUUGUUGGACUACAACUCCCAGCACGUUGUGCCCUGCCUUUCUGGACACAAAGCGGAUGGGUAGGACUACAACUCCCUGCAUGCAAUGCUCCCUAGCCGGUGUAUUUCACUCGCCCUCCCUUGUCUCUCUACUGAGACAAGAGUCUUUGAAAGGGAGGGCAGCCAACAGACAGCAGCAAUGCUAAACUGCUUGGCGACCGUGUUGGGAUUAUUCAUCUGUGUUCUCCUUCUUCUGUUCAUGGCGGCUCCCUACAUCAGGAGAUACAUGGCAGGAGGGGUGUGUAAGUCAACAACUAAGCUGAAUGGGAAGGUGGUGGUGAUCACGGGGGCCAACGCAGGCAUUGGGAAGGAGACAGCCAGAGAUCUCGCACAAAGAGGUGCCAGGGUGAUCAUUGCCUGCAGAGACAUGGCAAAGGGGGAAGCAGCAGCCUGUGAGAUCCGAGCUGAGACAAGGAACCAACAAGUAAUUGUGAAGAAGCUGGAUCUGGCUGAUACCAAGUCUAUCCGAGAGUUUGCUGAGAACUUCCUGGCAGAGGAGAAGGCGCUACAUAUCCUCAUUAACAAUGCAGGUGUGAUGCUGUGCCCUUACUCCAAGACAGCUGAUGGCUUUGAGAUGCAUCUAGGAGUCAAUCACCUUGGUCACUUCCUCUUGACCUUCCUGCUGCUGGAGUGCCUGAAGCAGUCGGCCCCAGCCCGCAUAGUGAAUGUGUCCUCACUGGCUCAUCAUGCAGGCAGGAUCCGCUUCCAUGACCUCCAGGGUGAGAAGUGCUACAACUGGGGCCUUGCGUAUUGUCACAGUAAAUUGGCCAAUGUACUCUUCACCCGGGAGCUAGCUAGACGCCUACAAGGCACUGGAGUCACUGCAAACUCGCUGCAUCCCGGCUCUGUUCAUUCCGAAUUGGUCCGGCACUCGAGUCUAAUGACCCUGCUGUGGAAGAUAUUUUAUUUUUUCUUGAAGACUCCACGCGAAGGAGCCCAGACCAGCGUGUACUGUGCUGUGGCUGAGGAGCUGGAGUCUGUGACUGGACAGUAUUUCAGUGACUGCCGGCCAGCCUAUGUGUCACCUCAAGGCCGGAACGAUGAACUGGCAAAGAAGCUUUGGAAUGUCAGUUGCGAGCUGCUGGGCAUCCAGUGGGACUGAACUGUGGAAACCCCUGAGUUAGAGCGAGAUGAGCCUGGAUUUGAUGUUCUUAAGGAGCUCUUUGCUUGGGCAGAGGAACACAAGCAACCAUGCAGCCAACCCACUGCCUGGCACUUGCAGCAGCUUUACCAGUGAUUUUAUAGUCACAACUGCCCUUGAACUUCUGUGAUGUGUUUGUUUUAAAAGAGAAGGUGAGAUUAUUGCUCCACUCAUCCCCCUUUCCUAACUGGAGGCUCAGGGCAAAGUGCAGGGACUCAGGGCUUAUUCUUUCCCCUGCCAGCCUUCCAUUCCCAUUCAACAACACAGUCUUCCCCAGUAGAAGAGGAGGCUUUAGGUGAGUUAGGUUUCUAUACAGGACAAUUUAGAAAUUUUGCUUGAUGCUUAUGGGUCUUUGUGCAGCAGUAGUAACCAGACUGGUUGAUGAGGGUUUCCUUCAAUGUAUGCUCCACUGAGUCACUUGUCUCCGCUUCAUGGCUUGGGAGGGGAUCCUAAAGCUGCAGCAAGCCCCAGCUCAAAGGAGCAAGUCUCAGGUGAUCUGCAUGCUGAGGCCCCUCUUUCCCCUUGAGAUUGUUUAUCAGUUGUACUUCAGCAGCCCUUGUUGCCCCAACCAGGCUUGAGGGCCACUUUGUUCUAGGCACUGCAUAAACAGAAUAGAAGAGGGUACUUGUACUAAGCAAGCUCUGCCCUUAAGCAGAAGGGCACAGCUUCUGCAGCUCUUUGCGGCCUCAGUUG